This is a messenger RNA of Cordyceps fumosorosea ARSEF 2679, 5454 nucleotides long. Its product is annotated as AMP-dependent synthetase/ligase. The transcript is spliced from 4 exons. Bases 1 to 5454 code for a protein of 1817 amino acids. NCBI's taxonomy places the organism in Eukaryota, Fungi, Ascomycota, Sordariomycetes, Hypocreales, Cordycipitaceae. The record is from RefSeq and is a predicted model, not a curated record. Gene Ontology annotation, cellular component: cytosol.
AUGGCGGAUCAUAACCCCGCGCUGGAUGCCAAGCUCCAGGAUCUUGACCGUGAGCUUGAGGAGGGCGAUAUCACGGAAAAAGGCUACCAAAAGCGACGAACGCUGCUCUUCUCACAGUACGGACCUCCGCCCGUCCCGCCGCCGCAAUCUGGCCUCCGAAUCCAUUCCGUCGAGAACUCUUCGCACCCCGUAAACGAUGGUCACAGAGUAGCUGCCAUGAACGCCUUGGGAGGCGGCGGUGCACCUCGUCCCAGCAGCUCACACUCCCAGCAGCAGCAAGACGGUCCCGGCUCUUGGGCCCCGACGCCUGACCAUAACCCAAACGCAUUGCGCCCCGGCGUGCCGAUACCCGAAAACCGCCCCGGCAUGCCGAUACAUCGCGACUCGCUGUUUUAUCUGGGCUCUGGAGGCGCAAUGGGCCCAUCGCGAAGCGAAACCAUGGUGUCUGGCAACUACGCCUUCAACCCCGACCAACAUGGCUCCUAUCCUCAUUCGCAGGCGCCCCCGCCAGACAGUAGAACUCAGACACUGCUUGACUCCCAGGGUUACUUUUCUGACUUCGCUGGCGAGCAACACUACGACCAGCCCCAGCAAGCCGACUAUGGUGGCCCGCAGCACCGAUACUCAUCCACUGAGGCCUUCUCUCCUACGGCCGCCAUGGCCCCGCCGAUGCUUACGGCCAGUGACCUCCCGCCACCGGAGGCACUUGCAUACCAGUUGCCCUUGGAACCUCGUGAGGUUCCGUUCUCCAUAAUGGAUUCGCAUGAUCCGAGCCUGGCUAUGUCGAAAUUCGACAACCUCGCUUCGGUGCUACGGCAUCGAGGGCGUACAAUUGCAAAGACCCCUGCGUUUUGGGUCCUCGAUAGCAAGGGCAAAGAGACAGCCUCCAUCACAUGGGACAAAUUUGCUUCCCGAGCCGAAAAAGUGGCUCAUGUCAUACGAGAGAAGAGCUCUCUCUAUCGUGGUGAUCGAGUUGCCCUGGUAUACCGAGACAGUGAAGUUAUCGACUUCGCCAUUGCUCUCAUGGGAUGCUUCAUAGCAGGUGUCGUCUCUGUACCCAUAAACGACUUGCAAGACUACCAACGUCUCAACUACAUCCUCACCUCCACACAAGCUCAUCUCGCGCUGACGACGGACAAUAACUUGAAGGCCUUUCAGCGGGAUAUCACGGCGCAAAAGCUUACUUGGCCCCGCGGCGUUGAGUGGUGGAAAACAAACGAGUUUGGUAGCUACCACCCCAAGAAGAAAGAAGAUAUGCCUGGUCUGAACGUUCCGGAUCUCGCAUAUAUCGAGUUUUCGCGAGCGCCAACUGGUGACCUGAGGGGGGUCGUGCUCAGCCAUCGCACCAUCAUGCAUCAGAUGGCAACUCUCAGUGCUGUCAUUUCCAACAUCCCUGGGAAUACCCCGGGAGACACUUUCAACCAGUCACUCCGAGAUAAAAAUGGACGUCUCAUCGGUGGUCGUUCUCGCAGCGAAUCAAUCCUCUCUUAUCUGGACCCUCGUCAAGGAAUUGGCAUGAUUCUCGGCGUCUUGUUGACAGUCUAUGGUGGCCAUACUACUAUUUGGUUUGACAACAAGGCUGUCGAUGUGCCUGGUCUAUAUGCCCAUUUAAUCACCAAAUACAGGGCGACAAUCAUGGUUGCCGACUAUCCAGGCUUGAAACGUUCUGCGUACAACUACCAACAAGACCCCAUGACAACCAGAAACUAUAAAAAGGGCAUGGAGCCCAAUUUCCAGACCGUUAAGCUGUGCUUAAUUGAUACCCUUACAGUUGACAGCGAAUUCCACGAGGUUCUGGCCGAUCGAUGGCUACGUCCGCUACGCAACCCCAGAGCGCGUGAUGUCGUAUCGCCCAUGCUCUGUCUCCCAGAACAUGGUGGCAUGGUUAUAAGUCUGAGAGACUGGCUUGGUGGUGAGGAACGAAUGGGUGUUCCGCUGAAGAUGCUGGAAGCAGAAUCUGAGAAGGGCGAAGACUCUGACACCAGCAGCGAGAAGGAAGAAAUCAAGCCUGCUAUCUCGAAUGGAUUUGGCAGUUUACUUGGCGGAGGAACGACAACUACUAAGGAUCCACAAGAUUCACAGACGGAGAUGAAUGAGGUGCUUCUCGACCGCGAAGCACUCAAGACAAACGAGGUGGUUGUGGUCGCAUAUGGAGCCGAAGCUAGGAAGAAAGGCUCUAAUGAUCCUGGCAUGGUUCGAGUCGGAGCCUUUGGAUACCCUAUUCCAGAUGCCACCUUGGCCAUUGUUGACCCCGAAACUGGUUUACUUGCUUCCCCCCACUCCGUCGGCGAAAUUUGGGUUGACUCACCAUCACUAUCUGGUGGAUUUUGGGCUCAACCUAAGAACACGGAGAUCAUCUUUCAUGCUCGACCUUACAAGUUUGACCCGGGUGAGCCCACCCCCACGCCCGUGGAGCCUGAGUUUCUUCGUACGGGUCUUCUAGGAACUGUUAUUCAGGGCAAGAUUUUUAUUCUUGGAUUGUACGAAGACCGCAUUCGGCAAAAGGUUGAAUGGGUUGAGCAUGGGACUGAAUUGGCCGAGUAUCGCUACUUCUUUGUGCAGCACAUGGUUGUCAGCAUUGUCAAGAAUGUGCCCAAAACAUACGACUGCUCUGCAUUUGAUGUGUUUGUCAACGAGGAGCACUUGCCAGUUGUGGUGUUGGAAACUGCAGCAGCAUCGACGGCACCCCUGACUUCCGGCGGCCCUCCCAGACAGCCGGACAUGGCUCUUUUAGACUCACUUGCCGAGCGCUGCAUGGAGGUGUUGAUGCAGGAGCACCACCUCCGACUGUACUGCGUGAUGAUUACAGCACCAAACUCAUUACCUCGAGUAAUGAAGAAUGGCAGACGUGAGAUUGGCAACAUGCUGUGUCGUCGAGAGUUUGAUCUCGGUAACCUGCCUUGUGUUCACGUCAAGUUCGGCGUGGAGCAUGCCGUUCUCAAUCUUCCGAUUGGCGUGGACCCUAUUGGUGGCAUCUGGUCGCAAGUAUCCUCAGAGUCUCGUGAAAAUGUGCUCAUGACGUCUGAGAAGCAGUACUCCGGCAUUGAUCGACGUGAAGUUGUUAUUGACGAUAGAACGUCCACCCCGCUAAACAACUUCUCCUGCAUCACAGAUCUUAUUCACUGGCGUGUCGCUCGUCAACCUGAAGAGCUGGCUUACUGCACCAUCGACGGGAGAGGGCGAGAAGGCAAGGGCAUUACUUGGCGCAAGUUUGAUUCCAGAGUCGCUGCUGUGGCAAUGUACCUGAAGAACAAAGUCAAGGUACGACCGGGCGAUCAUUUAAUCCUCAUGUACACCCACUCGGAGGAGUUUGUGUUUGCAAUACACGCCUGCAUCAGCCUUGGCGCCAUCGUUAUCCCCAUUGCACCUCUGGAUCAGAACCGCUUGAACGAGGAUGUCCCUGCGUUCCUUCAUAUCGUCUCCGAUUACCGAGUCAAAGCUGUUCUUGUCAACAACGAUGUCGAUCAUCUCAUUAAACUCAAGCCAGUUUCCAGCCACAUCAAGCAGUCAGCGCAGAUCCUCAAGAUUUCGACCCCGAGUCACUACAACACGUCAAAACCGCCAAAGCAGAAUAAUGGUCUCCGGGAAUUGGGCCUGACCAUUGACCCUGCGUGGAUCCGGCCUGGCCAUCCAGUCAUCAUUUGGACAUACUGGACCCCGGAUCAGCGCAGGAUUGCUGUCCAACUCGGCCACGAUACAAUAAUGGGCAUGUGCAAGGUUCAGAAGGAGACGUGCCAGAUGACUAGCUCCCGACCAGUACUUGGCUGUGUCCGCAGUACAACUGGGCUUGGCUUUCUUCAUUCCUGUCUAAUGGGCAUCUAUAUCGGCACACCAACAUACUUGCUAUCACCAGUCGAAUUUGCACAGAAUCCAAUGUCGCUGUUUGUCACCCUGGCCAGAUAUAAGAUCAAAGACACAUAUGCAACAGCGCAAAUGCUGGAUCACGCCAUGGCUACUAUGCAAGCCAAGGCAUUCACCUUGCAUGAACUGAAAAACAUGAUGAUCUCGUCUGACAGUCGGCCGCGAGUUGACAUCUUUCAGAAGGUUCGCAUGCACUUCGCCCAGGCCGGCCUAGAUCCGACGGCCAUCAACACGGUAUACUCUCAUGUUCUCAAUCCCAUGAUUGCAUCUCGGUCAUAUAUGUGUAUUGAACCAAUUGAGCUCUGCCUAGACCCGAAAGCUCUCCGAAGAGGAUUGAUCAUGUCUGUUGACCCAGAGUCGAAUCCCAAGGCCCUUGUGGUGCAAGACUCCGGCAUGGUGCCAGUGUCUACCCAGAUUGCCAUUGUCAACCCGGAGAGCAGAGCACACUGCCUUGAUGGCGAAUAUGGAGAGAUUUGGGUGGAUUCGGAGGCAUGCGUUAAGUCAUUUUACGGAUCGAAGGACGAUUUUGAUGCGGAGCGCUUUGACGGCCGAACUGUCGACGGUGAUCCUGCCGUACAGUAUGUGCGAACUGGUGAUUUGGGCUUUUUGUACAAUGUGAGCCGGCCUAUUGGGCCCGGUGGCGCACUGGUUGACAUGCAGGUGCUCUUUGUGCUGGGUGGAAUUGGUGAAACAUUUGAGAUUAACGGAUUGAGCCACUUCCCGAUGGAUAUUGAGUCCUCCGUGGAGAAGUGCCACCGUAACAUUAUACCCAACGGCUGUGCGGUUUUCCAGGCCGGCGGUCUGAAUGUUGUCCUCGUCGAGGUCAACCGCAAGGCUUACCUGGCUUCCAUUGUGCCUGUCAUUGUCAAUGCGAUCCUGAGUGAGCAUCAAAUAAUCAUUGACAUUGUUGCUUUUGUCAGCAAAGGUGACUUCCCACGGUCGCGACUGGGCGAGAAACAGCGUGGCAAGAUCCUCGCUGGCUGGGUAACUCGUAAGCUGCGCACUAUGGCUCAGUUUGGCAUCCGUGACGGGAGUCCAGCAGCCCUGGGCGACGGCCCGGGUCCUGAUGAAAGCAGACACUCGACGGGAAGCAUGCGUAGCUCCGCGAUGCUGGCAGCAGGAUCAUCUAGUCUCCGAAAUUUCGAGACAGCUCCGCACAUCCCUGAGCAUGAAGAAUAUGAUGUCCGAUACAAUACCAUGUCUACAAUGCCACCUCCGAGGCACAGCGUGAUCCCCGAGGAUCAGACAACGCCGACAGGCCAUCCACAAGGGGCGUCAACGGCGGCACCCGAUGUCUUCCCACAGACUGACAGGGCAGAUACAGGCGCUGAUGACUACGGGUUUAUGAGCAAGGAGGAUCCCACUCUUACCCAUUUCGUCUCGGAGCUUGAUUCCACGCGGAAUUUGCACCAUGAUGGGAACCAAAGCGCUCCGCAGAUAAGGCUGCCGGGUGUUGAUGGCCGAGAGAGUAUGGACAUGUUUGCCGGCGGGGCGGACCGACCGGAAGACGACGAAACGGAGUGGACAGCUGACGCAAUUAUGCACAUGAAUCUUGCGGGUGAUAUGGACACCCGGCGAGGUGAGGCAAGAUGA